CUUUGCGCAUGCUCUGUUUCUGGGUGUCUGGCAAGUGGCAACAGCUAACCAGCCCCGGCAGGCAGACACCAGCCGGCGGCAGUAGCAGCGGCGAUUCUCGGCGUGUCUUCCACAAAAUAGCUCGCUGUCGGGUUCUUCGCAUUUUGUUGAGACAAAGUCAGGGGGGAGAAAAGAGUGGGAAGACAACCACGAGCCCUGCGCAAAGAUAUGAGCGGCAGCGGGCGGCCCAGGACCAGCUCGUUUGCUGAGCCGCCAGGAGUUCCAGGAGCCGCCGCCGCGUCCGCCGGAUCAGCCGCUGCCGUGGGGAGCAGCACAGGAAAGUCCGGGGUCGCACAGGCCUCCGGCAGUAGCUUGUCGGGAUGCUCGAACCUCAAGCUCGCCAGAGACAGCGGCAAGGUGACGACGGUGGUGGCCACACCGGGUCAGGGCCCGGACCGCCCCCAAGAAGUGUCCUACACUGACAUUAAGGUGAUCGGCAACGGCUCGUUUGGGGUGGUCUACCAGGCGCGCCUCAUCGACAGCCAAGAGAUGGUGGCCAUCAAGAAGGUUCUCCAAGAUAAGAGGUUCAAGAAUCGGGAGCUGCAGAUCAUGAGGAAGUUGGACCACUGUAACAUUGUCAGACUACGUUACUUCUUCUACUCCAGCGGAGAGAAGAAGGAUGAAGUGUACCUCAACUUGGUGCUGGACUUUGUCCCUGAGACGGUCUACAGGGUUGCCCGGCAUUUCAACAAGAACAAGAGCAUCAUUCCCAUCAUCUACGUCAAGGUGUACAUGUACCAGCUCUUUCGCAGUUUGGCUUACAUCCACUCGCAAGGCGUGUGUCACCGGGACAUCAAGCCGCAGAACCUGCUGGUGGACCCCGAAACUGCCAUCCUCAAGCUGUGUGACUUUGGCAGCGCCAAGCAGCUGGUGCGCGGCGAGCCCAACGUGUCGUACAUCUGCUCGCGCUACUACCGGGCGCCCGAGCUCAUCUUCGGCGCCACCGACUACACGGCCAACAUCGACAUCUGGUCGGCAGGCUGCGUCCUGGCCGAGCUCCUGCUGGGCCAGCCCAUCUUCCCCGGCGACAGCGGCGUCGACCAGUUGGUGGAGAUCAUCAAGGUGCUCGGCACGCCGACCAGGGAGCAAAUCCGAGAGAUGAACCCCAACUACACCGAAUUCAAGUUCCCGCAGAUCAAAGCUCACCCUUGGACCAAGGUGUUCAAACCACGCACGCCGCCCGAAGCCAUCGCGCUUUGCUCUCGCCUGCUGGAGUACACGCCGGCCUCGCGCCUCUCGCCGCUGGAGGCCUGCUCGCACACCUUCUUUGACGAGCUGCGGCAGCCCAACACGCGGCUGCCGAGCGGGCGAGAGCUGCCCGUGCUCUUCAACUUCAGCACUACAGAGUUGUCUAUCCAACCUCAGCUGAACUCCACGCUCAUCCCUCCGCACGCUCGCGCGCACUCAGCUUCUUCCUCUCACGGUAGGAACGCUCUUUGCUUCACUCUCAAGCUUCUUAGUACAAACGACUCCGCUUGCGAUGCUUCUAACGUUAACCGAUAAACAACAUCGAUGUUUUAGUGAUGCGUUCUGAUGGCUGCUACAAUGAAACCGACACCCCAAAACGGGAUUCAUUUCAACCGCUAGUUUACACACGAGGCAGCAACACACACAGAGUGUACAACAACAACAACAAAAAAUACAAUUGUGUGUGUGUGUGUGUGUUGCUGAUUGUGAUGUUUUGUGUGGUGUACAUUUGAGAUGGUACCGGGCCGGACCUCUCCCAGCUUGGACCAGUACCAGGAUCUCUCAACAGCAUCUGAAGCGGCUAAUCGCCUGCCUGCCUGCCUGGCCAGCCCCGCCCCCUGCGCUCGCUCGCUCUCUCUCUCUCUUUCUGUUUCUCUCUCUGUCUCCGUCUCUCUCAAUUACAUCUCACAUACACACAGACACGCACACUCAUACAUAAAUCUAUGUAUCAUCUCCGUGCUGCUCACUCACCUCAUAGUUGCGUUUUUUUAUUUUUUUUUCAUUUUUUUUUGUGGAGUGGACGCAUCCAACAACACCGCAGCCGGAGAACCCUUAACACACACACAUGCACACACAGAUCUACAGCGCUGUCUGGCUGCUGCUCCAGUAGUAUGUGAAGGUUCAAUAGUGGGGGCUGGUCCUCUGUAAUAUAAUUUUUUUUUUUUUUUUUUAGGUUGACUUUGUUUUUCUACCUUCUCUUCUUUGCCCAUGUUUGUCUUUAUUUAUUUGAACACACACACACACGUUUCCUAAUUUACAAUUUUUAUUUUAUUAUUUUUUUUUUGAGUUUGAAAUCAUUGUCAAAUGCGUACGAGGUCAACUGGACACUGCCUGAGCCACAAGAAUGUUCUCAUCAGGCUGGAGAUGUUCACUCAGGAGAUACUCCUAACUUCUUCCAGACUCCUUAUUAUUUUUGAAAUGAUUGUUAGCCAUAUUUUUAUGGUCUGCUUUCGCCCUUCCCGCUUUUGCGGAAACAUCCCUUUUAAGAGAAUUUUAAUGUAUGUAUCGUUGUUUUAAAGACACUUUUUUAAAAAAGUCUUGAGACAUUCUUGCAGUUUUCCCAUGUUGCACGAAUCGAUGUAGAAAUCAUGUAGCCUGGUUGUACAGAGUGUACAGUGACCCCCCCGCCCCAAUUGUGGGGAAACCCCCCCCCCACAAUUGACGCUUCGCUCUCAAAAGGUUUGUAGUUGCUUCUAAACUGCGAUUGAAGCGGUAAAUCUAAAACCAACUAUGAUGCCUGAACGUUUGUCACUUGAUUGCAUAACUAUACCCGUGCGGUGAUGACUCUCCGGAACAACCCGGCCUAAACUUGGCUCCUCCCUCACACAUAAAUAUUAAACACUUGAGAAGUCCUUGAAUCAAUUUAUUACUUUCCUUCUCUCCGAGGCUUUGGCGUCAUCUUGUGGCAUUUUACUAUGACAGAAAGUACAAAAUAAAAUAAGCUGGAAAAGUGAACGGUGAAUAUGCGGGCGGGGCAUUUCGGUGCAAAUGUCGGUGGUCCUCAUGUAGCAGCACACAGCGUCAUCGUCACCAUUCUGUAUUACUUAUUUGUAUUCUUUGUUGAACUUCCUCCCAGUGGAAGUGGAAGCUCACUUCAGACAUUUUAAUUUGCAGGCACAUUCAUGUGGUAACUGGUGGCUUUUCAAAUGAAAUCCUCCCGCUGUCAUGGCAUGUGUAAAUAUUGUUUCUUUGACCUCUGUCUCUUUCUCUCUUUUUUAAUUUUUAUUAUAUUACAGAGCUGUUUAUAUUUCCCGCCACUCUUUCCGUCCAUAUGUUUGUUCUUGCUUGUUCUGUAAAUACACCUUUGUCGCCGUGUAAAUAUUGCAAAGAAGAAAAAGCUUGUCCUGUUUAUCCAGCACCUUUCUCUCUCUCGCUCUUUCUUUGCUCCUUGUGAAGUAGAUGUUCGCAUCAGGUCACCCCCCCCUCCCCCGCCCCUCUAAUGAAUCUCACACAAAUAUAUCCUGCAAGUGGCACUAGUGGAUAUGUUAAUUGAUGUCGUGGGCACCUUAACUUUAUUUGGCAACAGAGCUGCUUGUUUGUGUGAGUGCAAUGUCAAGAUUACUGCGCAGUAUUUAGGGGCGGGGGGGGAGGGUUGCAAGAGUUACAUUUUAUCACUCGUAGUCACGCAAUGUCUAGGUGUAAGGACGUUAUGUCUUGUCAGGAGCUCCGAUGUGCUGCUAAUUAUCACCGUGACACAUUUUGUGGUGCAACUGCAUGCAAACGAGAGUUUUGUUGUGGGUGUUUUUAAAUUACCCCCCAGCCCCCUCCCCCUCCAUUUCUUUUGAGUUUUGCUCUGAGCGAAGAAGGAGAGAGAAAGAAAAGCCGACCUGUUUGUCUCCGUUCUGUGUGUGUAUGUGUGCGGGCGCGCGUGUGUGUAUGUGAAUGCAUUUACUGUAAUAAAGUGAUGAUGAAACUGUG
Molecule: messenger RNA, 3924 nt
Organism: Hippocampus zosterae (dwarf seahorse)
Lineage: Eukaryota; Metazoa; Chordata; Actinopteri; Syngnathiformes; Syngnathidae
Product: glycogen synthase kinase-3 beta-like
Exons: 10
Coding region: 208-1542 (444 amino acids)
Biological process (GO): negative regulation of TOR signaling; protein phosphorylation; extrinsic apoptotic signaling pathway in absence of ligand
Cellular component (GO): nucleus; axon; cytoplasm
Molecular function (GO): protein serine/threonine kinase activity; ATP binding
Source: RefSeq, a predicted model, not a curated record